GAAGAUGGCAGCGUCCUGAGUGAAGAGAGCGCAUAGUUGACCAGCCACUGCACCGGAUUGGCAAAAUUAAACAGCAACCGCUUGCAUUGGAGGGAGGGGGGUAGAGGGACUGAAACACAUUUCAACUUGUAGCGGCUAUCCAGUUCAUACCAGAAGAUGAAUAUUCUCAAAGACAACAAAGACUUGGCCUGUUUCUACACAACGAAGCACUCUUGGAGGGGAAAGUAUAAAAGAGUCUUUUCUGUUGGAACCCACGGCAUCACCACUUACAACCCCGCCACGUUAGAAGUUACCAAUCAGUGGCCUUAUGGGGACAUCUGCGGGAUCGGCCCUGUGGGGAAGGGCCAGGGCACAGAGUUCAGCCUUACGUUCCGCAAGGGCAGCGGCAAGAAGUCGGAGACCCUCAAGUUUUCCACGGAGCACAGGACGGAGCUGCUCACAGAGGCGCUGAGAUUCCGAACAGAUUUCUCAGAGGGCAAGAUAACUGGCAGGCGUUACAACUGUUACAAGCACCACUGGAGUGACACAAGGCGGUCAGUGGUCCUGGAGGUUACCCCAGGGGGUGUCGACCAGAUCGACCCACAAACCAACCGCGUGCUCUGCUCCUAUGACUACCGAUCAGUGGAAGGUUUCGUGGAAGUCUCCGACUACCAAGGGGGCUUCUGCAUCCUGUACGGGGGCUUCAGCCGGUUGCACCUCUUUGCCUCGGAGCACCGGGACGAGAUCAUCCGCAGUGCCGUGGAGCAUGCUGGGAACUUCAUCGGCAUCACGCUGCGGCUCCGGAAAGAUCCGCUCACCUUCGAGGGCUUCGCCACCGAGCGGCUGGGCAAGUACGGCGCGGACGACUGCAUCACCUCGCUGGCCGAGUUCGUCGUGCAGAAGAUCGCUCCCUCUCGGCACACGGAGCCGGUGAAGAGGAUCCUAGCUCUCACGGAGACCUGUCUGGUGGAGAGGGACCCAGCGUCCUACAACAUAGUCACAAUCAAGCCCUUUGGGGAGGUGUUUGCACUCAUCUGUGAUGCAGACAACCCCCAGGUGUUCACGGCGGAGUUCAUCAGAGGACAGAUCAGAAAGUACUCUUCCACAGAAAGGGACUCCCUGAUGGCCAGCUUGCUGGAUGGGGUCCGGGCGUCCGGGAACCGGGACGUGUGUGUGAAGAUGUCCCCCACACAGAGGGGCCAGCGCUGGGGGCUGCUCAGCAUGCCCGUGGACGAGGAGGUGGAGAGUCUGCACCUCAAGUUCCUGGCUGCACCUCCCAACGGAAACUUUGGGGAUGCGGUCUUCAGAUUCAACGCCAACAUCUCCUACAGCGGAGUGCUUCACGCCGUCACACAAGACGGCCUUUUCUCAGAGAACAAGGAGAAGCUGAUCAACAACGCCAUUCUGGCCCUGUUAUCCCAGGAGACCGAGCUACCGGGGCCCAACGCCGAACUGGAGAGCCAGUUCCAGGCCAUCCGCCGGCUGGUGGCCUCCAAGGCUGGCUUCCAGGCCUUCACCCAGCUCCCCAAGUCUGGUCAGGUGGCUGGACCCCCGGGCGGAACGUUCAGGGAGAAGCUGGGGGUGAAAACAGUCAAGGCCCUUAAGAGGAACAACAACGGGGUGACGCAUGCUGCCAUCGACAUGCUCUGUGCCCUCAUGUGUCCGAUGCAUGAUGACUAUGACCUGCGUCAGGAGCAGCUGAAUAAGGCCUCCCUCCUCUCCUCUAAGAAAUUCCUGGAGAACCUUCUGGAGAAGUUCAUUAGUAAUGUGGAAUACGGCACCGGUGCGCUGGUGAUAAGCUCACUUCUGGACUUCCUCACCUUCGCCCUCUGCGCCCCUUACAGUGAGACCAGCGAGGGCCAGCAGUUUGACAUGCUGCUGGAGAUGGUGGCCUCCAACGGCCGGACCCUCUUCAAGCUCUUCCAGCACCCUUCCAUGGCCAUUGUGAAGGGAGCGGGCCUGGUCAUGAAGGCCAUCAUUGAGGAAGGGGACAAAGAGAUCGCCACUAAGAUGCAGGAGCUGGCUUUGAGCGAGGGAGCCCUGCCCCGACACCUGCACACCUCCAUGUUCACCAUCAGCGCUGACCAGAGGAUGCUCACCCACAGGCAGCUGAGCCGCCAUCUGGUGGGACUGUGGACUGCAGAGAACCCCAUCGCCAUGAACCUGCUGAAGAGGAUACUGCCAACAGGUUUGUUGGCAUACCUGGACAGCACCGAACCUGUGCCCGAGAAAGAUACGGACAGGAUGCACAUCAGAGACAACCUCAAGAUUGCCACGGACCAGUUUGGACGGAACAAGGUGCCAGAGUGGCAGAGGCUGGCGGGGAAGGCGGCCAAGGAGGUGGAAAAGUUUGCUAAGGAGAAGGCGGACAUCGUGCUGAUGCACUGGAGGGACAAGAUGGGCAUAGCACAGAAAGAGCAGGACAGGAAUAACCUGAACCCGAACCAAAAACCUGUCAUCCUGCGGAAGAGGAGACAGAGGAUCAAGAUCGAGGCGAACUGGGAGCUCUUCUACUACAGGUUCCAGCUGGAUCACGCCCGGUCCAACCUCAUCUGGAACCUGAAGACGCGCGAGGAGCUUCGGGACGCUCUGGAGGGAGAGAUGCGGGCCUUCGGCGUGGACCGGGAGCUGGGCAGCAGCAGCGUCAUCUCCUGGAACCACCAGGAGUUUGAGGUGAAAUAUGAGUGCCUUUCAGAUGAAAUUAAGAUCGGAGAUUAUUACCUACGUCUGCUGCUUGAAGAGGAUGAGAACGAGGAGACCGGGGCCAUCAAGAGAUCGUAUGAGUUUUUCAAUGAGCUCUACCACCGUUUCCUGCUCACCCCGAAGGUCCACAUGAAGUGCCUCUGCCUGCAGGCCCUCACCAUCGUCUACGGGAAGUGCUUCGAGGAGAUCGGGCCCUUCGCUGACACCAAAUACAUUGUUGGCAUGCUGGACCGGUGUACGGACAGACUGGAGAGAGACAGACUCAUCCUGUUCCUCAACAAACUCAUUCUCAACAAGAAAAACGUGAAGGAGGUAAUGGACUCCAACGGAGUGCGCAUUCUGGUGGAUCUGCUGACCCUGGCACACCUGCACACCAGCCGAGCCACUGUCCCUCUGCAGACCAACGUGAUCGAAGCAUCGCCAGAUAUGAAGAGGGAGAGCGAGAAGGAGUGGUACUUUGGCAACGCCGACAAGGAACGACGGGGUCCCUACAGCUUUGAGGAGAUGCAGGAGUUCUGGACCCAGGGCACGCUGACGGCGAAGACGCGGUGCUGGGCGCAGGGCAUGGACGGCUGGCGCCCCCUGCAGGCCAUCCCGCAGCUGAAGUGGUGCCUGCUGGCCAGCGGGCAGGCGGUGAUGAACGAGACGGACCUGGCCACGCUCAUCCUCAACAUGCUCAUCACCAUGUGCUCCUACUUCCCCAGCAGAGACCAGGAUAACGCCAUCAUUCGCCCUCUUCCUCGGGUCAAGAGACUAAUCAGUGACAAUACCUGUCUUCCCCACAUUGUUCAGCUGCUGCUGACCUUUGACCCCAUCUUGGUGGAGAAGGUGGCAAAUCUGCUGUACCAGGUGAUGCAAGACAACCCCAACCUGCAGCGUCUCUACCUCACCGGGGUGUUCUUCUUCAUCAUGAUGUACACUGGCUCCAACGUGCUUCCUGUUGCCCGGUUUCUUAAGUACACUCACCUAAAGCAAGCCUUCAAGUCUGAAGAGGCCAAAGGUCAGGACAUUGUCCAACGCAGCGUGCUGGGCCCGGCGCUCCCCGAGGCUAUGGUCUGUUACCUGGAGAACUAUGAGGCGGAGCGCUUCUCAGAGAUCUUCCUGGGCGAGUUUGACACCCCCGAGGCCAUCUGGAGCAGUGAGAUGAGACGGCUGAUGAUCGAGCGAAUCGCGGCCCACCUGGCGGACUUCUCCCCCCGUCUGCAGAGCAACACGCGUGCCCUGUACCAGUACUGUCCCAUCCCUGUAGUCAGCUUCCCACAGCUGGACAAUGAGCUCUUCUGCAACAUCUACUACCUCAGACACCUGUGCGACGCCAACCGCUUCCCCAACUGGCCAAUCCGAGAGCCCGUGAAGCUGCUGAAAGACACCCUGGAGGCCUGGAAGAGGGAGGUUGAGAAGAAGCCGCCCUCCAUGUCUGUGGAGGACGCCUUCGAGGUCCUCAACCUUCCAAAGGGACAGGGACCGCACGAGGAGAGUAAGAUCCGGAAAGCCUACUUCCGCCUGGCUCAGAAAUACCAUCCGGACAAGAACCCGGAGGGCAGGGACAUGUUUGAGAAGGUGAAUAAGGCGUACGAGUUUCUGUGCACCAAGUCGGCACGCGUCACGGACGGGCCUGACCCAGAAAACAUCAUCCUCAUCCUCAAAGCCCAGAGCAUCCUCUUCAACAGGCACCGGCAAGAACUGGAGCCCUACAAGUACGCCGGCUACCCCAUGCUCAUCAAGACCAUCACCAUGGAGACGGGCGACGAGCAGCUCUUCUCCAAGACCUCCCCCCUGCUUCCCACCGCCGCCGAGCUGGCCUUCCACACUGUCAACUGCUCCGCCCUGAACGCAGAGGAGCUGCGGAGAGAGAACGGCAUCGAGGUGCUGUUGGAGGCUCUUUCUCGCUGCGUUGCUGUCCUCACUGCCUCCAGCAAGCCUGAUGACAUGGCUGUGCAGGUGUGCGGGCACAUCUGUAAGUGCUACAGCGUGGCCGCCCAGUUCGAGGAGUGCAGGGAGAAGAUCAUCGAGCUUCCCAACAUCAUUCGAGACCUGUGCCACGUGCUGUAUUAUGCAAAGGUCCUCCCCCGUUUGGCAUCCCUGGCGGUGCAGUGCAUCAGCUCCUUCGCCGUGGACUUCUUCCUGCAGACGCACCUCUACCACGCCGGCGUCCUCUGGCACCUGCUGGUCAACCUUUUCAACUACGACUACACACUGGAGGAGAGUGGCAUUCAGAAGAGCCAGGACACCAACCAGCAGGAGGUGGCCAACAGCCUGGCCAAGCUCAGCCUGGUGGCCCUGAGCCGGCUGGGAGGCUACAGUCCCCCUCCCGCCGAGGAGGAGGGCGCCAACGGUGUGGACGGGACGCCCCCGGAGAACCCCACCGUCCGGAAGAGCCUGGCGGCCAUGCUCACGCCCUACAUCUCCCGGAAGCUGGGCUCCAACUCGCCUGCUGAGGUCCUGAAGCUCCUCAACAGUAACUCUGAGAACCCCUACCUGAUCUGGAACAACGGCACCAGGGCCGAACUGCAGGAGUUCCUGGAGCAGCAGCAGGAGGGCAACAUCAAGAGGGGCGAAUGCGACAAGAACUUCGGGUCAGAUUUCAUUUUCUGCGACCACGGCAAGGAAUUGAUCGUGGGGGAGAUCUUCGUCAGGGUCUACAACGAGCAGCCAGCCUAUCCCCUUGAGUUCCCCAAGGUGUUUGCAGCCAGCCUGCUGGACUAUGUGGGCUCCCAGGCCCAGUACCUGCACACUCUGCUGGCCAUGACCCAGACCAGUAAGGUGGAGUCCCAGCAGCAUGCACAGAGGCUCCGUUGGGCCGAAAUGGCCCUGGAGGCCCUCCGCAACGUCAUCAAGAACAACCCGGGCUCGGAAUCGGAGUGCAUUGGGCACUUCAAGCUGCUGUUCUCUUUGCUGCGGGUCCACGGAGCGGGCAAGGUCCAGCAGCUGGCUCUCGAGGUGGUGAACACGGUCACCAUGAACCAGGACUGCGUCAGCAACAUCGGCGACUCCCUGGUGCUCUCCAACCUGCUGGUGCUCCUCCACUCCAUGCCCUCCAGCAGACAGUUGGUGCUGGAAACCCUGUACGCCUUGACUUCUAACACUAAAAUUAUCAAAGAGGCCAUGGCUAAAGGUGCUCUGAUCUACCUGCUGGACCUCUUCUGUAACUCCACCCACCCCCAGGUGCGCAGUCAGACUGCUGAGCUCUUCGCCAAGAUGACCUCCGAUAAGCUUGUGGGGCCAAAGGUGCGGCUGACGCUCAUGCGCUUCCUGCCGGCCGUGUUCAUGGAGGCCAUGCGGGACAACGCAGAGGCGGCGGUGCACAUCUUCGAGGCGACGCACGAAAACCCCGAGCUCAUCUGGAACGACAGCUCCCGAGAAACCGUCUCCACCACCGUGCGAGAGAUGAUGCUGGAGCACUUUAAACAGCAAAAGGAUAAUCCUGAUGUCAACUGGAAACUGCCGGAGGACUUCACUGUGGCGUACGGGGCGGGGCAGGGCGAGCUGGCCGUGGGCGGAGUCUUCCUGCGCAUCUUCAUCGCGCAGCCGGGCUGGGUGCUGCGCAAACCUCGGGAGUUCCUGGUGUCCCUGCUGGAGACCCUGACUGAGCUGCUGGAGAAGAACAACCCCAACGGCGAGGCCUUGGAAACGGUAACCACGGCAGCGGUGUGUCUCUUCAGCACUCAGACCCCGCUGGCCGAUCAGGUCCCUCCCCUGGGCCACCUGCCCCGCAUCCUGGCCGCCCUCAACCACAAGAACAACGCCGUGCCCAAGAGCUCCAUCCGCCUCAUCCACGUGCUCUCCGACAACGAGCUGUGCGUUCGCUCCAUGGCCGCCUUGGAGACCAUCGGGCCGCUGAUGACCGGGAUGAAAGUGCGGGCCGACAUGGCAGGGCUGGCCUGCGAGGCGCUCAACAGAAUGUUCCAGAAAGAGCAGACUGACCUUGUGGCUCAGGCUCUGCGGGUGGAACUGGUGCCCUACCUGCUCCGCAUGCUGGAAGGGGUGGGGCUGGAGACGCUGGACAACCCCUCUGCCACCAAAGCGCAGAUCGUCAAGGCCCUGAAAUCCAUGACGCGCAGCCUGCAGUAUGGAGACCAGGUGAACGAAAUCCUCUCCCGUUCCACUGUGUGGAGUGCCUUCAAAGACCAGAAACAUGACCUCUUCAUCUCCGAUUCUCAGACUGCUGGGUAUCUCACAGGUCCAGGAGUAGCGGGCUACCUGACGGCUGGGACGGGCUCCACGGUAAUGCCCAACGUACCACCUCCUGUGGACAAUGACAUCGGGGACCUGGGCUGACAGACGGACAGAGAGGCCAACACGCCCGAGCAGAGGGUCUGCUCUGCGUUCCCAGGCUGCAGCUCCGUUCAGACUGUACAGCACACAGAGAAAGAUGGGAAGGAAGGAGGGGGGGCUGGGACCGGCUCACAGACUCACCCAGACUGUCCCCCCCCCCCCCCCCCCACAAAAUGUCCUCCAAACAGCACUCGUUCUCUUUAGCAUUCUUUUUGUUCGUUUUAAAUAAACGGCACUUUUUUUGCGCUGUUUUUUUUUGGUUUUCUUUUUCCUUCUUUGUCUCCAACAAGAUGAGCAUAGUUUACUUUUGUAUUAAUAUAUUUUUUACUCCUUUUUUUUGUGUGUGGAAAACCGAAGACUGAAGAUGUCAUCGCGCGUUGGACCUGUCUCCCUCUUUCUCUUCCUCCGCUUACGGCUCUGAGAGGCUGCCCUACCCUGACCAGUACCACCUAACCACGCCCUGAUUUUGUAGGAAGUGCCCAGCUUAGCUGCGUGCAGUGGAUCGAGGCAACCUUUUUGUUCCUUACAGUACUUAAAACGUGAUGUUUGUCGGUUUACAAGACUGUGACCCUGAAAUUAAUUGUUUUCCUAUUUUUUUUAUAUUGUUGUUUUAUAGUGUUGUAUGGAAAAGAAAAAAAAAGAAAUUCUCACAGCUGUGGUAUUUUAUUGCCGUUACCUUGCUCUGGUGCGAGUCGGAUGGAACGUCUAGACGGAAUGGAUGUCUAGACGGGCCCUCGUCUGCUCAGCCGGGACCUGGACGCUGCUCUGUUGGCGGUUUCUCAUCCAUGUUAUACUUGUGAUCCAGUUCUGCACUUCUUUACUGUCGCUCUGUCCUUUCCUCUAUAAACAAAAUCUUUCGUACAUUAUUUUCCUUCUCCAGACCGCAAAAAGCACUAGAAUAUUUAUACCUAGUUAAUAACGGCCUUUACAAACAAGCUUCAGCAGAGACAAAAAAGAGGAACAAUAAUAUCGACUCUGAUUAUAAAACUAUGUGAACGACUAGUGCAAUUGUGAAAUGUUCAUGUAAUAUGCCGUAUAUAAACUUUCUAUAUUGAAUGUACAUUUAAAAAAAUAAAUCAGUCGCACUUGUACAUAAAAUUUUAAGAAUAAACAAAGGGAAUCCACA
Conger conger (European conger) is the source of this 8083-nucleotide messenger RNA. Its product is annotated as dnaJ homolog subfamily C member 13. NCBI's taxonomy places the organism in Eukaryota, Metazoa, Chordata, Actinopteri, Anguilliformes, Congridae. The transcript has 57 exons. Bases 157 to 6960 code for a protein of 2267 amino acids. Gene Ontology annotation, biological process: receptor-mediated endocytosis; endosome organization; regulation of early endosome to late endosome transport. The record is from RefSeq and is a predicted model, not a curated record. Gene Ontology annotation, cellular component: endosome membrane.